Phoenix dactylifera (date palm) is the source of this 1244-nucleotide messenger RNA. Its product is annotated as plastid division protein PDV1-like. Gene Ontology annotation, biological process: chloroplast fission. The record is from RefSeq and is a predicted model, not a curated record. NCBI's taxonomy places the organism in Eukaryota, Viridiplantae, Streptophyta, Magnoliopsida, Arecales, Arecaceae.
AAGAAAGAAAGAAAGAAGAGGCUACUUUGGGACGGUCCAGAUGAUCUUAUUCCGAUGGAUCCGUUGAUUUGUUCUUCGCUUUCCUUGUUCCGACAUUCGCUUGCUUUUCUCUCGCUGUCUGCGCCGGUCCUGCUCGUUUUCCUUUCUUUUCUCGCCGGAGCUCUUCCUCUUCGGACCCUUGAGAGUGCGAAGAAGAUGAGAUGGGCAAUGGAGGCGGAGGAGAUGGAGGUGGUGCUGGAGAGGAUCUGGGACCUCCACGACAAGAUCAGCGACGCAAUACACGCCAUCUCGAGGGCCCAUUUCCUCAAAUCCAUCCGAACCCUCGCCAAAUCCUCGCAGGAUAAGGUCUACCCGGAGGCGGAGGUCGCUCGAGGUGGCGGCGAAGGAGGAGGGGGAGACGGUGAACGCGGCGGAUGCUUCGUGUUCGUGAAGGGCUUCCGGGCGGAGAACGACGAGGCAGCGAUAGCGGAGGCGAAGGGCCUCAACGCCAUCAGGACCGCUCUGGAGAACCUCGAGGACCGGCUUGAGUACUUCCACACUGUACAAUCUCAACAGCAAGCAGAAAGAGAUGCUGCUUUAGCACGAUUGGAGCAAAGUCGAAUUAUGCUAGCAAUGAGACUGGCUGAUUAUCAUGGUAAGAAAUACAAAGUCAUUGAGGAUGCUAUGGCUUUUGUUGGCAAUGUACAUGACACAUACCAUUUCAUUGUACCUGAAAACCUCUUCAAUAUGGCAAGACGUCAACUUGGUGAGAAUUUGGAAAACUGUGAGGGGAAAAGAUCGAAUGCCCUCAUGCAUAUGUUGAUAUCUGUUUUCAAACUGGCCAAAAAUACUGUCAAAAUAGAGAAUAUUGGUAGUAUAUUAGGGAAUGCUGCUCUCUUUGCCAUCAGCAUGCUUUCUUUACUGCAGCUGCAUCAGGUGGCUUGUGACAGUGAAACUCCACAUGUUUAUGAUACUGCUACUUACAGGAAGAGCAAUCAAAAGAAUACUUCCUGGCUGGAUUGUUCUCAGGGUAAUCAGAUGAAGCCUUUCAAUGUAAUGUCAGCUAGAGGCUAAGGGGAAGAAGUUGAUGUCUUGGAAUGAGGUUUGUAGAUGCUAACUGAAAUUGUUGCGCAAUAAGUAAAGCUGUUCUUUGAGUUGUGAGUGGAAGCAUGUUACAGCUGUUGUACCACGAUAUCAGCCAAUGUUUUUUUCUGCCCCUUUUCUUUUGGGGGGCUCUGAUAAUGAUUUGUUUUUUUUGCUUUCAA